AUGUCGUUCAGCGUGGGGAGCAAGAGAGCAUUUCCUUAUUGUUUCUCAUUCCAUAGCCUGCUAGACAUCCUCUUUUCUCAUUUCGUGCAGUUUUCAACUUCCCCUGGGAGAGGAGGCAUGGAUUCUCUCUUACUGUUGAGGGGGCUGUUUGAGAGGGGCCGAGGUGAUCUAGGAAACACGACAGACUCUAUGGCAAGGCCGGAUGUGCCACUUGAGGGUGGCCAAACAACAACCGAACAAGGCGACGACGACAGCGAGUACAUGGACUUUGACGAUAUCGAGAGGAUCUUGCAACAGCAGGGGAGCGAACGUACGCCCGAGUCGGUUCACCAGCGUUUCCUGGAGAGGGGACUCAUUUAUGUAGGGGGCAGUGGUACACGGGCGACCGGCCGAGAAGGUGGUGCAACGCCUUUACUGUCUGAUGCCGAUCCACAGCCGACGCCUGAAGGGGCUAGUGGGGGGACUUCCAGUCCUGAAGAGACACAAACUAGAAGGCGUAGAAGGGCUGACUCUCCUCUACCGGACCCUCCAAGCAAACCUGUUUGGGGUAUUUUUGGAAGCACAAAGCAAAGGUCCAAAAGCCUUGGAGAGACAUCUUCGACAUCGUCCAGCGAGGUUCAAGGACCACUGACCCCAGUGCCUACAUCUGGUCGUUCCAGCCCUCGGACACGUACUCCACCUGGUAGCAGCAUCUGGGAAGAAGGGGAUGGUGGACCAAUAUCUGGUGCGGGGGAAGGAAGAUCGCCUUCUCGGAGGGCUCGAACACCAAAUUGGCUUCCCGUUCCUUCCGUGCAAGGAGGCAGGCGCCGCACGCGCAGCGAAGGUGUCGAAGCCUACCCCCCAGAAGUAGUACCGCCCCGGCCUUCUUCAACAAGCGGGCUUGAACGUUUGAAGGCUUCUUUGAAGACUUUGUCGUUGAGGAGGCGCAGGAGCAGGGCGUCUGAUGAGGGCGAGGGGGCGCAAGGAAAGCAAAGUUCUUCAGAAGAGAAAAAGGUGAUAGAUAGAGUAUAA
This is a messenger RNA of Eimeria maxima, 1011 nucleotides long. RefSeq lists its product as hypothetical. The transcript has 13 exons. Bases 1 to 1011 code for a protein of 336 amino acids. NCBI's taxonomy places the organism in Eukaryota, Apicomplexa, Conoidasida, Eucoccidiorida, Eimeriidae. The record is from RefSeq and is a predicted model, not a curated record.